Molecule: messenger RNA, 1509 nt
Organism: Monascus purpureus
Lineage: Eukaryota; Fungi; Ascomycota; Eurotiomycetes; Eurotiales; Aspergillaceae
Source: the annotation of a GenBank genome assembly
AUGGGGUCGUUGGAGGCCGAAUCUAGGCAUACCCGUAGAGACCACCUCCCCUCUCUGAACGUCGCUUUCAAGGACGCUGCUGGCUACCCGCAGAAGAACCUCUUUAUUGCGCCGGUCGCUGGAGUGCCAUCGACUCCUCUGAUCAGUCCGAAGUCGACAAUGUACCCGGGGCAGUACCCUUAUCCCACGCCAACCACAACCAGCGGCAGCGCAGGGCCUACGCAAGCAGGAUAUUUCUCCUUGGUGGAUCAUCAUAGAGCGAUGGAUGACAGGGAGAAACAGUUGCAGAUGCAACAACCACCGAGACAGUCCUUACCUUCGAUCCACGAAGCUCUCGGAAGCGAGAAUACCCUGUCACUGUAUCCCGGUGCUCCCACCUUUGGCCAACAGUCGCAAUCUACCCACCAUGCCACUCCGCCCUCCCUUUCAUCCAACCUGGCCGCACGUGCAAACGGAGAAGGCCUGCCAGGACCACCCAACCCGUUUUCGAGCACCUCGUCUGCCGGUUCUUUGUUGCGGGAACCCUCCUUUUCCCAGCCCGGACCGCUACCAGCGGAUGUCUCAAGGUCGAGUCUCACAUCGGUCAGCAGUCAAGGCUCUAGGAAUGCUUCGCUCAACUCCCCUACCCAAAGUGCACGGACCGGUAUAACAUCCAUUGCCGGUUCCCAGACAUCUGCUUACGAAUAUGGUCCGCGCACAUCCGCGAGCAGCGCUGCCUCUACCAGUGGCUACGGCCCGUUUUCCCAGUCUUUCUCCUUCCAGCCCCAACAGGCGCCAGCAUACCCCCUGGCAACUUACGAGGCUCGACCCCAUGCAGGUGGACCUUGGAAGCCGGGCGCGGCUGAUCAGGCCUCGCGCCCUGGCGAUCAAAAGGGGGAAGUUACCGGGGUUGCAGGUCAACCUCACAGCGACUCCACAAAGCGGCCGCUAGAUGUUUACGACGUGGAGGCACCGCUUAGCGAGAUCUCUGACAUCAGCACGCGGACUCUCGACUUCUCACGGCAUUAUGCCAACAGAGUACACCAGAGUCAACGCUCCGGGUCGGUAGCAGGGACCCUUCCUUCUCUGAAUGAGAUCGAGGAGAUGCUGCAUUUGCAGCGACGGAAUCAGGAAGCAUUGCUCCGCUUGCGUGCGGCUGUGGUCAAUCAGGAACAUGCAUUGGCGGAGCAGCGCAUGGCACAAACGAAGGUGCUCAAGCCAACUGGGCCUGAUGACGGCCACAUGAUGGUAUAUCAGGAAGAGUACAAGGGUAGCAGUGGUGGGUUCACUGGCCCCGAAUCAAAGAAGCGGCGAGGGAAGGCAGCGCCUCCUGGCCGUUGUCACAGUUGCAACCGAGAAGAAACCCCUGAGUGGCGGCGUGGCCCAGAUGGCGCCCGAACUCUUUGCAAUGCGUGCGGCUUACACUACGCCAAACUUACUCGUAAGAUGGGUGCGGAUAAAGCGUCUUUCUUGGUUUCGAAUUUGCGGCCCAAGGAAACGAUCGACACCCCGUCACCGAGGAGCCAGUAA